AUGGGCUCAAUAGUGUAUUCAACAGACUCCAUCAUCGCCAUCCUUGAUGGCGUCCACCCAAACAAAUUCGGCGGCGAUGAAGUUGAGCGUCUGCGAGUUCGCGCAGCUGCUCGUCGUCUCUUAGCAAGAGUCGAAUCACCAUACGAGCGAGCUUGGGGCUUCUGUUUUGAGCAUCCCGCUGUCUUUGCUGCUCUACAGACUUGUAUCGAUCUGGGUGUCUGGAAGGCCUGGACCGAGGUUGGUGGUGGCAAGAAGACCAUUCAUGAUUUGGUGGCCCUGUCAGGUCAGGGUGUCGAUACUAAUUUGCUUCACCAAGACACGUUCAAGCCAACACCAUUCUCAUACGCUAUAGGCGAUGAAUCCACCAAAGUCCGAGCAUCACUGGAAGCAGCAAGCCAGCAUUACAUCGCAGCCGGUCAAAGCCUCCCCAAAUACCUCGCCAAAAUAGGUUACAGGGAACCCACUUCAGCUGACGACGGCAACUACGUACAAAGCGAUCCACAAGGUCUCAACUUCUUUGGCAGACUCCAAAAGAGUCCGGAGUAUUAUGAAACCUUUACUGGACACAUGGAGGCUUGGACUGCGUGGAAGACGCCCUGGACUAAGAUCUAUGACCUCGGCAAGUUAAUUGAUGGUGCUGACCUUAGCAAACCUUUUGUUGUCGACGUGGGCGGUAACACUGGGAUUGAUAUUUCUCAUGUUCUUAGAGCGAUACCUGACUUACCUGCUGGAGCGUUGAUUCUUCAGGACCUUCCCGAGAUUAUUCAAAAGGUUCAUGUUGAUCGCAAGAUUAAGGCGCAGGUUCAUGACUUUUUCAAACCUCAACCCACGAUAAGUAAGCUGGUUCACCCAGCUCAAUGA
Fusarium graminearum PH-1 is the source of this 861-nucleotide messenger RNA. RefSeq lists its product as uncharacterized. Gene Ontology annotation, molecular function: methyltransferase activity. NCBI's taxonomy places the organism in Eukaryota, Fungi, Ascomycota, Sordariomycetes, Hypocreales, Nectriaceae. The record is from RefSeq and is a predicted model, not a curated record. Bases 1 to 861 code for a protein of 286 amino acids. The transcript is spliced from 3 exons.